UCACGUUUGCCUACUUUGGUGAAGGCACUGGACCGAUAUGGCUCGACGACGUGAAGUGUUCCGGUCAAGAGGCCGCUCUCACCCACUGCAAGCACCUUGGGCUUGGAGAAAGUAACUGUGGGCACCAUGAAGAUGCUGGUGUCAUCUGUUCAGGUUCUCUAGAGAAGCCCCGGAUCUCCUUGAGUCCUGGUCCGGAGGUGAACUGGGGCAACAAAGUUGAAAUCACCUGCACUAUAGUAACAGAUCACUUAGGUGGAACAUUUGUCCUGAGAAAGAUGCAAGAAUCCACCAAAUUGGAGAUGUUCUCUGAACAUGAAGCUGCUACCUUCAUCUUUUCUAAAGUGAACUUUAACCACACAGGAUCAUACUUCUGUGAAUAUCACAAGAAACAGCUUAAUCAAGUCAUCUCCUACCCUCAGGGAAACACUGUUGAUCUUUCUGUCACAGUGAAACUGGAGAAGCCCAGCAUCUCCCUGACGUCUCCUCAGGCCAUGGUGAUCUACAGCCCAGACAAGAUAUCUGUCACCCAGGGAAGCAGCUUCUCCAUCACCUGCUCGACGUAUUCUACUUACGCUAAAGGCGUUUUCCACCUGAUGAGGUCUGACAAGCGAACAAGUGAAACUCAGCCGGCGUUUACUUAUUUAAUUUUCAGUCAGGCCAACUUUGACUUCCCGAAGAUCGGCUAUGAACACCAAGGAGAGUACACCUGUGUCUACAGUGUUAACAUCUCCUCAUCGCCUUUCUGCUCUGCUCCUUCCAAGACUCUCCAAGUCACUGUCCAGGCCCCGUUGUCCUUAACUGUCGGAGGAGUUGUUGGAGGUGUUGCUUGCUUGCUGGUGGUGCUGGUUAUCGGAUACCUGGUCUGGAGAAAUAGAUGGAGUGCUGAUGGUACAACAGUUCAGUUUCAAAACAGGUUCGGAGCAGCAAUGAAACCAAAUGGGGAAGACAGAAACAAUGGAACACUUGAUGGAAGAGAAUGGAAUGAGUAUGUAAACAAUUGCCAUACAGAAGCCAAAAAUGAAGAUGGCAAGACCAUCCCCGAAGACCUGGCUGGGCGAGUGUGCUACGAGCUUGAACCACUCGUUUGCAUAGGGCCUAAAUGAAACGGGACCCAAUGGAAAAAUAUUGACCGUUUUAUGCUCCCACACAAAGUACGAGUUCGAUCAGCAUCACAUGAGUUAUAAGCAGAUAGAUUGGUAUAAUCCAAAGCUUGUUGUGUGAGGAUCUAGACUGUAUUUUAUUGUCUAUACCUUUUGGAAAAAUACUGCAUUUAAUCUUUGAAACGUUGUGGCAUUUAUUUUGUUGAUUUGCUGUAACUUCGUUAGCUGUAUCCAUUGUGUGCUCCUUUCUGCUCUGCAAGAAAAAGGGAGUACCAGUGUGUAGCAUAUUUUUCUGAUGUGCUUGGUGCUUGUUUUGUGCAGGAAAUAUUUUUUCUAUAUGCUGUGUAAUCACGCACCUCCCCAGGUGGAAACUAACUGUAUUAUGAGCUGUACUAUUUUCUUUCUUCAGUGAGACGAAGUUGCCUACUGUAGCUGUAAACUGCUCACUCCUUGCAAUUAAAAUCCUAAAGAAGGUCUCAA
Betta splendens (Siamese fighting fish) is the source of this 1580-nucleotide messenger RNA. Its product is annotated as neutrophil immunoglobulin-like receptor 1. Lineage: Eukaryota; Metazoa; Chordata; Actinopteri; Anabantiformes; Osphronemidae. The record is from RefSeq and is a predicted model, not a curated record. The transcript is spliced from 6 exons. The coding region runs from base 276 to 1103 and encodes 275 amino acids.